This is a messenger RNA of Caenorhabditis elegans, 3727 nucleotides long. It is a transcript of the gene gcy-18, whose product is annotated as Receptor-type guanylate cyclase gcy-18. Gene Ontology annotation, biological process: intracellular signal transduction; thermotaxis; detection of temperature stimulus. NCBI's taxonomy places the organism in Eukaryota, Metazoa, Nematoda, Chromadorea, Rhabditida, Rhabditidae. The transcript is spliced from 15 exons. Gene Ontology annotation, molecular function: guanylate cyclase activity; phosphorus-oxygen lyase activity; protein kinase activity. Bases 41 to 3382 code for a protein of 1113 amino acids. Gene Ontology annotation, cellular component: neuron projection terminus; plasma membrane; cilium. The record is from RefSeq and is marked reviewed.
UAGAUAUUUCGCAGCUACUUUGCAGUCGGAGCAUCAGAAAAUGCUAAAAACGUUGCUUUUUAUUCUAAUUUUCUUUAAUAUUCCCAUUAUUGCCAUUGAAGAAAUCCCGGAUAUCAAAGAAAACGGUGAAAAAUCGUCGUACACUCAAUUCGACAAUGGCGCCAAACUGGAGGUCAAUAAAGAGCACAAACGCGUCAUUAAGAUUGGUCAUAUCGGAGCUGUCGGGGUGAUGCCGAAUGAUGCUCGAAUUUUGAAUAUUAGCAAGGAAAAUCUGAUCGAAGAGGGUCUUGUCGGCGAUGAUAUUGAAUUUGAGAUAGUGUCACGACAGGCUUGCAGUGAGAGUUUUGAGGGAGUUGCAGUCGCUGCAGAACUAUAUCAUGUUCAUCAGGUCAGAGCCUUUAUUGGACCGUACUGUGCAGCAGAGCUCGAAGCUGUGACAAAAAUGGCAACUUUCUGGAAUAUUCCAAUUAUCUCUUAUUCUAGUGUUCCAAAUGCUGUUUCAGAUCGUAGUGUCUACAAAACAUUGGCAAGAGUUUCGUCGAAAAACACAAAUUCUAUAGCAGAAGCGACAGUCGCCUUGCUUCUACACUACAAGUGGCUAAAGGUGGCUAUCGCUACAAACACCGGAAGCACAGCUUUUGAAAGAGUCUCAAUUUUCGAAGAAAUCAUGCACAGGGAAGGUGUGACUAUAGUCAAAAAAGUAAUGUUUGAUGAGAACACUGAUGCAAACGAAAUGAUGAAUUCCGGGCAACUCGGAGAUUUGGCCGCUAACGCGAGAAUAAUAAUUUGCCUCUUCUCAUCUACAAAAGAACUAUCCAAAGAGUUUAUGCAAGCUACGUACACAAUGAGAAUGAAUAAUGCAGAGUAUGCCUAUAUAAUUCCAUGGUUGCAAAGUGGAACGAAAGAUUUGACGCCGUGGAUUGGAGCAGAUGGGGAAAUGCUCCAAAGAGUUAAGGAUCAUUAUGCGAAUGCUAUUAUAGUUGAUGACGUCAAUGGAUUUGAUGAUAGUGUUGUUAGCUCUUUUGUCGAGAAGAUUGAGAAACAUGGAAUGCAGAAAUCUGAUAUUGAUGUGACUAAUAUUAAUGGAUAUCUUCACUUGUUUGAUUCUCUAAAACUUUAUGCAUUGGCAAUUCGGAAAGUGUUGAAUGAAACUGAUAAUGAGGCUUAUGUGACUAAUGGACAAUUUAUUUGGAAUAGAAUGAGACGAAUGAAAUUUGAAGGAGUUGUGAGCAGAUCCAGCUCUGAGGAGAAUAAAGACGCAGGAGCAAUUGGCACAGUGCUCAUGGAUGACGUAGCAGAUCGGGCACCAAUCUUCUCAGCAUUCUAUAUAUCUCCAAAUCGGGAUAAAGUCAUGAAAAUGGUGAAUAUGGAAAGCGAGUUAAUAUCCAACUGUGAUGGAUUGAAGAAUAAAAGUGGAUGUUUCCAACUGAAAAUCAACGACAUCAAAUCGGGGUUCUGGCCAAGCGAGGAUGGCUCAAUGCCACUUGAUGAGCCAAUUUGCGGAUAUCGAGGACAGAGAUGCAGUUACCUACUGGAAAUCAGUGUUGGAUCACUUAUCAUUCUUUUAAUUUUAAUAUCAGUUGUGUUUUUCUUCUUGUUUAGAUACUGCGAAAACAAGCAACUUGAAAAGAUGCCUUGGCGAAUUUUCCACGACGAUCUGCAGUUCAUCGACGAGGAGCAAGUCAAAUCAAUGAUGUCAGUUGGCUCAGUGACUACCAAGUUGAGCAAUAUACAGACAGGUCAAAAGCAGCAUGCAAUAAUUGGUGUGAACACCCACACCACCUAUCAUCGUUACAAACAAAGAAGACCCAUCAAGUUUAUAAAAGAGGACAUGCAGUUGCUGACACAAAUGAAACAAGCGGUUCAUGACAAUUUGAAUCCAUUCCUUGGAGCUGCUUUUAAUGAGAAAGAGGAAAUGUUGGUUUUGUGGAAGUUUUGUAGCAGAGGAACGAUUCAGGAUAUAAUCUACAAUGCAAAUGUAGUACUUGAUGAGAAGUUCCAUGGAGCUUUUGUUAGGGAUAUUACUUUGGGUUUGGAGUAUCUUCACGCGUCGCCUAUCGGCUAUCACGGAUCCCUUACACCAUGGUGUUGCUUGAUUGAUCGAAACUGGAUGGUUAAGCUGUCGGAUUACGGUAUCGCUAAUCCACUGGAACGAUGGGAAAAGCAAGGGGCUAUUGAGAUUGCUGCUGCAAAAGAUUCGGACGAUAAGAGUCAAGCAUCGCAGGCAACUUCAAUAAUCUAUAUGGCUCCUGAACUUCUGAAAAAUCGAGAAACAAACAAGAGAAGAGGAAUGGAUCAAAGUUGGGUGAAGCAAUCAAUGCUGAGAAGACAAGCCGGAGAUAUUUAUUCGUUCGGGAUGGUCAUGUAUGAGAUUCUAUUCAGAAGUUUGCCCUUCCGGGAUAAUACAAACAUCAGUGAACUUGUCGACUAUCUAGCAGACGGAUCGAAAACCGUGUCACCGGAGAUUCAAAACCAAAUGGGACUCCAUCCAGAUCUGAACGCUCUGCUGAGGGAUUGCUGGAGUGAGAAUCCAGAGAUUCGGCCGUCGAUUCGACGAGUUCGACUGAAUACGGAGAUGGUCUUGAAAACAAAAGGAAGUCUCGUUGAUCAAAUGAUGAAGAUGAUGGAACAAUACGCAAACAAUCUGGAGAAGCUUGUCGCUGAAAGAACUGGAAUGUUAGAAGAAGCCAACAUCCGUGCUGACCAACUCCUCACCCAACUCCUACCAGCCUACGUGGCAAAUGAGCUGAAAAUGGGAAGAUCUGUUGCUCCGAAGCUUUAUUCAUCGGCGACAAUUCUAUUCUCAGAUAUUGUCGGAUUCACUACAAUAUGCUCCGGCUCAACUCCACUGGAAGUUGUCAAUAUGCUUAAUGGGCUGUACACUGGAUUUGAUGAAUGUAUAACUCGGAAUAAGAGUUACAAAGUGGAAACUAUCGGAGACGCUUAUAUGGUUGUAUCUGGGAUCCCUGAAGAAAAUGAAUAUAAUCAUUCGAGGAACAUUGCGAAUACUGCACUAGACAUGCGUCAGUACCUAACCGGAUAUCAAAUUCCACAUCGUCCAACCCAUCGUGUCCGUUGUCGCUGGGGAUUCCAUACAGGAUCCGUCGCCGCCGGAGUCGUCGGGUUGACGUGUCCAAGAUAUUGUCUCUUCGGUGAUACUGUCAAUGUUUCGUCAAGAAUGGAAUCAACUGGAACGCCUGGAAUGAUCCAAAUGAGUGAGGAGGCUCAUAUGCACAUUAGAGCUCAUCAUCCGGUGUUUACAACGACUGAAAGAGGAGAGGUUCAAGUGAAAGGAAAGGGCACUUGCAGGACAUUCUGGUUGGAGGAUCGAGUUGGUGACGCCUCGACUACAAACUACAUUCAGAAUGUGGAAGGAGUUUAGCUACUCAGCUCUGAAAUCUAUAAAAUUUCAAAAUGAUAACUUUCCUUAUUUUUGAUAACUAUACAUACUGUCCCUACCAAUUGAACCUUUUUGUUGCUUUUUCUGAUGGUACACCCUUUUUGGUCCUUUUGUAGUUUGCCUAUUAAUCACAGAAAUAACUCGUUCAGCUUUCCUAUUUUUUAAACUUCUUUACGUUAUACAAACAUCGUCAUUUAAAAAAAAUCUUCAUAACUUAUAAUUGGAACUUUACAUUUUCCGACCAUCCUACCUGAUAAUUCUCACCAUUUUCCCAUAUUUAUAUAAUUACAAAAAAAUGAAUAAAUAAUUCCAGGUUGAAAUUUGAAA